AGCUCAAUGGGCAGCCUCCCCGAGAAGAUGCAGACCCUCCUGCUCCUGGUGGCCUUUCUCCUACCCGCUGGAGCUGGAGCAGGGGAGAUCAUCGGAGGACAGGAGGCCAGGCCCCACUCCCACCCCUACAUGGCAUAUCUCCAUAUCGACACCCCUGCGGGGGGAAUCACUUGUGGAGGGUUCCUGGUGCGGGAAGACUUUGUGAUGACGGCAGCUCACUGCAGGGGAAGCUCCAUCCUCGUUACCCUGGGAGCCCACAACAUCGGGAGGCAGGAAAGUUCCCAGCAGCAGAUCCCCGCGCGCAGAAUCAUCCCCCACCCUGGUUAUGAUACUCAGGACAAUCGCAACGACAUCAUGUUACUGCAGCUGGAGAGCAGAGCCAGUCUAAACCGCUUCGUCCAGCCUCUACGCCUGCCACACUCCAGAAGCAGGCUGCCUCCGGGCACCACAUGCACCGCCGCGGGCUGGGGUCUGAUCGGCCUGAACCGGAGAACCCAGAACCUCCAGGAGGUGCGGCUGAGAGUGCAGAGGGAUGAGCCGUGCAACCGGCGCUUCCGCUUCUUCAAUGGCCUGACGCAGAUUUGCGUGGGGGACCCAAGGGAGAGGAAGUCCGCGUUCAAAGGAGACUCCGGGGGUCCCUUGGUGUGCAACAAUGUGGCCCAGGGAAUCGUGUCCUAUGGAGACAACGUGGGAACACCGCCGGCCGUCUUCACCAGAAUCAAAAGCUUCAUGCCCUGGGUCAGGGAAACAAUGGGAUACUUGGAUCAGUCUGAGGCCCUACCAUGA
This is a messenger RNA of Sorex fumeus (smoky shrew), 786 nucleotides long. Its product is annotated as cathepsin G. The transcript has 5 exons. The record is from RefSeq and is a predicted model, not a curated record. Lineage: Eukaryota; Metazoa; Chordata; Mammalia; Eulipotyphla; Soricidae. Gene Ontology annotation, cellular component: intracellular membrane-bounded organelle; cytoplasm. Gene Ontology annotation, molecular function: serine-type endopeptidase activity. Gene Ontology annotation, biological process: proteolysis. The coding region runs from base 7 to 786 and encodes 259 amino acids.